Messenger RNA from Mytilus californianus (California mussel), 684 nucleotides. RefSeq lists its product as uncharacterized. The transcript has 5 exons. NCBI's taxonomy places the organism in Eukaryota, Metazoa, Mollusca, Bivalvia, Mytilida, Mytilidae. The record is from RefSeq and is a predicted model, not a curated record. Bases 151 to 684 code for a protein of 177 amino acids.
AAGUUUUGCCACCUGUUCAAUGUUACUUGUCCAAAGCAGUCACACUGGAAUAUAAUUUCUUCAAACAUUUGCCAGAAGGCAAGUAACUACUUGUGUUUAUUGGAAGUCCCAUAUGGUAGCUACAGACAGGAAUGUAAAGGACCAAAAGAAAUGGAACCAGGUUUUAAAUGGGUAUGGCAACCAAAUUUCAACAGAGGUGACUGUGACCAGGAGAGAUAUCAACCAUUUAAAUUCAGCACAGACGGAAAUACUGAUUGCGCAUAUUUAAAAGGUCAAUGCUAUAGCGAAGGGCAAAUAACAGCUAGCAAUGGCAGUAAUAAAGAGGACAGACUGUGCCACUGUGACAGAUCAGGAGGGUAUACACUUGUUAAACCAGCCUUUAAUGCAGGAUAUUGUUUACCGUCAGUUGAAGAUUGUUCAUGUUAUAAAUCACCAGAACGAGAUAUUAACGGUUCGCAGAAUGAACACAUCAUGAAAUCAUAUGGAAAUAAACAGAUAGAUCUUGUUUACCAUGUGGAAGCCUACAAUGACCCUAGUUAUAAUAUGAGGACACAUGAAAAUUACAAAAGAAAGACAUUUGUGUGUAUCUUCAUUUUAUUUUUGGUGAUGCUAAUGGCAUUUUGUGAGUAUUUAUUGCAUAAGCGUGCAGAUUCGAAGCCAAAAAUCUCUCAUAGUAUAAAUUAG